AAUUCUUGUUGUUUCUCAUUCUUCUUAUUCUGGGUUUUGGUUGUUUUCUCUGCCAAGCAAAACCCAUCAGUAAAGAACCAAUAUUUUUUUCAAGAACCUUUCUUGGUGUCUGGACUUGCAGAUCAGUUUGAAGGUUCAAGAACCCUUUUUUUGUUGUGGUGGAAAUAUGGGGCUGAAGCUUCAGUUCCAGAAUGAGUACCAGUCUCCUAGAGGAGGAGCAGUUGGUGCUCUUUUGCUGUUACUGUUUCCCAUUUUCUUGCCCAGCUUGUUCAGCCCUUUUGGUCAUGCUUCACCUUCAAUGCUCUCGGAAUGGAAUGUGAUGGUGAAGUCGAAUGCACAAGAAGGGAAUGUUCCAAAAUCUAGGCACCAACGGCUUCUCAGGAGCGCUUUACAACGCCAAACUUCAGAAGAAGAACUGUCGGCGUUGUGGACACCGCUGGCCAAUCAAGCUUGGAAACCUUGCCUAGAACCAUCAAUAGCCCCUUCAUUACCAGAGAAAUCUGAGGGAUUCAUCCAAGUAUUUCUUGAUGGAGGGUUGAACCAGCAGAGGAUGGGGAUAUGUGAUGCAGUUGCUGUUGCUAGAAUACUGAAUGCAACUCUUGUGAUUCCAUACCUUGAAGUGAAUCCUGUUUGGCGAGAUUCAAGCUCCUUCAUGGAUAUAUUUGAUGUUGAUCAUUUCAUUAACGUAUUGAAGGAUGAUAUAUCCAUAGUUAAAGAGUUACCUUCAGACUUCUCCUGGAGCACAAGGGAAUACUAUGCAACAGCCAUCCGAGCUACGAGAGUUAAGACAGCACCUGUUCAUGCUUCAGCCAACUGGUACCUGGAGAAUGUUUUGCCUGUACUUCAGAGCUAUGGAAUUGCAGCAAUUGCCCCUUUCUCUCAUCGGCUGACGUUUGAUACCUUACCUAUGGACAUCCAGCGGUUACGCUGUAAAGUGAACUUUCAAGCAUUAAGUUUUGUCCCACAUAUAAGAGCACUUGGGGAUGCUCUUAUUGACCGCCUUCGGUAUCCAUCUGACAAAAGUGGAGGAAUUGCCAAUCACCUGCUGGAGAUGACUAAUCUGAAAAGCAAACAAGGGAAGGGGAAAUUUGUUGUUCUACACCUGCGAUUCGACAAGGAUAUGGCAGCUCAUUCAGCUUGUGAUUUUGGUGGUGGAAAAGCUGAAAAGCUGGCUCUAGCCAAAUACCGCCAAGUGCUUUGGCAGGGAAGGGUCCUUAACUCCCGAUUCACUGACAAAGAGUUGAGGAGUCAGGGUCGUUGUCCGUUGACUCCAGAAGAGAUUGGGUUGCUGCUUGCCGCAUUGGGAUUUGACAACAGUACUCGUCUCUAUCUUGCUUCGCACAAGGUAUAUGGUGGGGAAGCCAGGAUUGCAAAUUUGCGACACUUGUUUCCAUUGAUGGAAAACAAAAAGAGCCUUGCUUCUUCAGAAGAACGUGCACAGAUCAAAGGAAAGGCUUCACUGUUAGCUGCACUUGAUUAUUAUGUUAGCAUGCACAGUGACAUCUUUAUUUCUGCUUCUCCAGGAAAUAUGCACAAUGCACUGGUAGGGCAUCGAACUUACGAGAACUUGAAGACUAUUAGGCCAAGCAUGGGCUUACUGGGUCAACUCUUCCUUAACAAAAGCAUUACCUGGUCAGAUUUUCAGCAAUCAGUAGUAGAAGGCCAUGAAAACAGACAAGGACAGAUCAGGUUCAGAAAGCCUAAGCAGUCGAUUUACACUUAUCCUGCCCCGGACUGCAUGUGCCAAGCAUGAGGAGACUAUUGGGAAAUUGAAGGAGGCUACCUUCUGUAUCUGAUUCUUGUAUCACCACAAUUCUACUAGUAGUAUCAGUAAAUAAAACGAUCCCCAUUUCUCUUGCUCACUAUAGGAUUUAUUUGGAAUAGGUACAAUAGGUGUUCUCUGGAUGGUAUUAGCCUAUUAGGUAAAAGAUAGCGUACGAGGGGGUUUGUAGUUGUCAUUAUGUUUGAAUAUUACUGGUUUAUGUAGGAUUACUUCCAUACAUAGAAAAUAUGUUUCUUUCUUCGA
This is a messenger RNA of Argentina anserina (silverweed cinquefoil), 2026 nucleotides long. Its product is annotated as O-fucosyltransferase 39. The record is from RefSeq and is a predicted model, not a curated record. The coding region runs from base 167 to 1753 and encodes 528 amino acids. NCBI's taxonomy places the organism in Eukaryota, Viridiplantae, Streptophyta, Magnoliopsida, Rosales, Rosaceae. The transcript is spliced from 10 exons.